Molecule: messenger RNA, 2930 nt
Organism: Populus euphratica (Euphrates poplar)
Lineage: Eukaryota; Viridiplantae; Streptophyta; Magnoliopsida; Malpighiales; Salicaceae
Product: phosphatidylinositol/phosphatidylcholine transfer protein SFH8-like
Exons: 13
Coding region: 683-2257 (524 amino acids)
Source: RefSeq, a predicted model, not a curated record
GCUUUGAGGGAUUCUCUAGUAAUGAUGAGAAAAGGGAGCGGAAAUCGGAUUUUGAUAACUCGGAGGAAGAUAGGAAGACUAGAAUUGGGAGUCUGAAAAAGAAAGCCAUAAAGGCAUCUAGUAAAUUCAGGCGUUCUCUCAAGAAGAGCAAGAAAAAAAAUGGCGGCAGUGGAGGUGUUGGUGGAGGGGUUUCUGCUGCAAUUGAGGAUGUUCGAGAUGUCGAGGAGCUUCGGCUUGUAGAUGCAUUUAAACAGGCACUUAUUUCGGAGGAUUUGCUUCCUCCCAGGCAUGAUGAUUAUCACAUGUUAUUGAGGUUCUUUGUUCUUUUUCCUUGCUCGCUUGUUGUGCUUAUAUUGUUAUGAUAAAAUAUCUUGCUUGCUUUCUGUGCUUUCUGUUAUUUUGAAGAGGUCAUGCUCGGGGCUGCUGCAGGUUUUUAAUUCUUGACAUGUCCUCUUAUUGAUUUCUUGUUAGACUCUGUAUUAUAAUUUAUUGAUUGCUUAAAUGAUUGCUUGUUUCCUUAAACUCUGAAUGGAUUUUGUUGUGUUUUAGCUGUUACAUCCUUUUCCGAAUAAUAUUCGAGAGGCUGACUGUGUAAUUUGCCACUUGCUGUCAAUAAAUAAAUUAAGAUUGGCCUGUAAAAAAAGAAGGAAAAUGAUUGGCUGGUAAAGUCUUCAAUGUUAAGAUGUUCUUAAAAGCAAGGAAGUUUGAUGUCGAGAAAGCAAAACAGAUGUGGACCAACAUGCUACAGUGGAGGAAAGAUUUCGGUACUGACACUAUUUUGGAGAAAUUUGAGUUCGGUGAGUUGAAAGAAGUUCGAAAGUACUACCCUCAAGGUUAUCAUGGUGUAGAUAAGGAUGGGAGACCUGUUUACAUCGAAAGACUAGGAAAAGUUGAUUCCAGCAAACUUAUGGAAGUGACCACUUUAGAAAGAUAUUUGAGAUAUCAUGUGCAGGAGUUUGAAAGGACUUUUGCGAUUAAGUUUCCAGCUUGCACCAUUGCUGCAAAGAGACACAUUGAUUCAAGUACAACUAUUUUGGAUGUGCAAGGAAUUGGUUUGAAAAACUUCACCAAAUCUGCACGAGAACUCAUCAUUCAGCUUCAGAAGAUUGAUGGUGAUAACUAUCCUGAGACACUUUGCAGAAUGUAUGUCAUUAAUGCUGGUCCCGGUUUUAAGCUGCUUUGGAAAACAGUGAAAUCUUUUAUUGAUUCCCACACAGCUUCCAAGAUUCAUGUUCUUGGUAACAAGUACCAGAACAAGUUACUUGAAAUAAUAGACUCAAGUGAGUUGCCUGAGUUUCUUGGGGGUAGCUGUACUUGUGCUGAUCAGGGAGGUUGUAUGAAAUCCGAUAGGGGGCCAUGGAAAGAUCCAAACAUUUUAAAGAUGGUUCAUAGUGGCGAAGCACUGUAUUCCAGACAAAUAGUAACUAUUUCAAAUAGUGGGGGCAGGGUAAUUGCUCUUGAUAAGCCAUUCUAUCCAGUGAAGGUAAAAACAAGUGAUACAUCCACUGCAGAGUCAGGAUCUGAAGUGGAAGAUGUUGUCUCUCCUAAACCAACCGAGAGCUAUUUGCUGCCAAGGCUGGCUCCUGUCUCUGAAGAAGCCAUGCUUGGAUGUUUUAUACAGGCCAGGAUGGCUGGUAGGAUGAGUACUGCCAGUGUCUCUGAAUAUGAUGAAUACAUACCUAUGAUUGACAAGACAGUGGAUGCUGAAUUUCAAGAUUUACGUACUUCCAGAGGCACACCUUCUCCAUUAAGUGUAGAGAAGACUUCAGAAGGGAUCCCUGGUCGUGUCUGGGCUUUGCUUGUGGCCUUCUUCAUAACCUUUCUUGCCUUCUUUCGUUCAAUGGCAUUUUGGAAUACUAAGAAACACCCAGCAUCUGAUUCUGCCAGUGACAUUACUGACCUGACUUUUGAAACAGCACCAAAGGAGGAAUUCAGACCCCCUUCUCCUGCUCCAGGGUUUACAGAGGCAGACCUUCUUUCAUCUGUCAUGAAAAGGCUGGGUGAACUUGAGGAGAAGGUUGGUACAUUACAGACAAAGCCUUUUCAGAUGCCCUGUGAAAAGGAGGAGCUGCUUAAUGCUGCAGUUUAUCGUGUGGAUGCAUUAGAAGCAGAGCUAAUUGCAACGAAAAAGGCUUUGCACGAAGCUUUGAUCAGGCUAGAAGAACUUCUUGCAUAUGUAGAUGGUCGUGAGCAAGCAAGUUUUCAGAAAAAGAAGUGUUGCUGGUCAAGAGGUUUCUGUACAGGAGGAAUAUAUUAGUGUGGUCUUGAUACCACUCCAUCAAUUUCCAUAAUUAAUCUUCCAGAUACAUAUAAGGUACUAUUCCGAUUUACAUUGGUUGAGAAUUUGGUGUCCAUAAAAAAAAGAGGGCUGGAGUAGUUGCUCCUGUGGUAGUUGGUCUUCUCGAGAGAAGAUGAUUCGUGUUAGGAAGUUCCUUGUAUGUGGAGAUAUAGCACUUGGAUGGAUGUGCAUUGAAUGAACAGAGGAGGAGACCCAAUAAAUUUGUGGCUGUAAUUGGCAUGUUGGUGUUCCCAUGCCCCAUGGGCUCGGGCUUGGCUUUCACCUGCGGACUAAAAAGAGAGAACCGAAAAAAUAAAAGAAGAGAAGCGUUUUCGUUGCAUUGUCCAUUCUACAUGAAAUUGAAAUGCAAGCCCGACAGAAUUAAUCAUGAGAAGUUGACUUUUUGUCUAUCUGCACCAAGAGGCAAGGAACAUACCAUUAUCUCGUUAAGUUGGCGUGAUGUCGUUUUUUUCCUUGUAAAUAGAUAUCCCGAAAGUCAUUUUGUAUAGGGUGUGGGCAGUGGAAAGGAUGUGAACAUUUACCAUGAGGAAGUAUAAACUGUGCAAAUAGACCGAUCCCUUGCUUUGAAUAUGUGGCUGCUAUAUUAUAUUCUAGAGGUUUGGUUAAUGAGUUUUUCUUUUUACAUUAUUAA